This is a messenger RNA of Cladocopium goreaui, 591 nucleotides long. The record is from the annotation of a GenBank genome assembly. NCBI's taxonomy places the organism in Eukaryota, Dinophyceae, Suessiales, Symbiodiniaceae.
AUGCCAUGCAUGGCAUGUCACGCCGGGUGGCUGCUGGGCUUGGCCAUCCUAUGGCCGGCGGAGAAUGCCAAGAUCCCAGAUCCUUUGGCCCUGUUCUCCAAAGCUGGCAAUAGCUGGCCGGCUCGACCUUGCCGCAUGUUUGCAGGUGUUAGUCCAGCGAAGUCUGAUGGAAAGUUCAUCUUCACCCCAUCAGAUUCCGAUUUGGUGGUCUGGAACGACGUGAGCUGUUCCAGCGGCGCAGCGACAGCGGAGCUCCGGGUGACGCGCACCUUUCAGGAGGCAGUGGACGCCAUCGCAUUCCUUCCGCCAAAGACCAUCGUCAUUGCCUCCAAGAGAUCAUGGCAUGGUAUGAACUAUGCGACACUACGGUUUUACAACGCAGGAGAUCUGGGACACUCCACUGCCCCAAUGUUCACGCGCCGCUUCGAUGGGCAUAUCACCUCACUGAUGGUGCUGGGCAACGACCUUCUCUUUGCUGCGACCUUCACCAAAGAAGGUGAACAUUUCAUCCAUUGUCUGUCCAAUGUGCUGACAGAGAGGAAGAAAUCUUCACAGACGCUCAAGGCGCUUGCGGGUCGUGGUGGACCUUAG